Sclerotinia borealis F-4128 is the source of this 1953-nucleotide messenger RNA. The record is from the annotation of a GenBank genome assembly. Lineage: Eukaryota; Fungi; Ascomycota; Leotiomycetes; Helotiales; Sclerotiniaceae.
AUGGGGAAAGAUAGAGCUGUGUUCAUAUGCAGAGAAGCUGUUGUUAUAGAUACAGAAAAAGGUAGAUAUGCUGAGAACAUGAUUGAAACCACGCUCCGCCUUCGCCGCGCUAUUCACAGUCCCGAUGCUUCCCUCGUAAAUCGAAUCCUCAAAUCCCAUCCUACCCUCCUCCAUAACCCCGAUUCAUCACCUCACGGCCUCUCCAACACAUCUUUACACCUUGCCUCCUCCCUCGGCCACCUUGAUGUUGCUUCUCUCCUUUUAUCGCUCGGCCAUGAGUCUCUUUCUAUCUCUCUCAAUGAAGAACAUCAGACUGCCCUUAUGCUCGCCGCCUGCGCGGGGCACACCGAUCUUGUGAAUUUGCUAUGCUCGCAAGGAUCCGCCGUAUCAGGUAUACUAAGACGGGAUAUGAGAGGUCGAGAUGCAAUUAUGUAUGCUAGUCGUGGAGGUCAUGAUACUUGUUUGCAGAUUCUCCUUACAUGUGCUGCUUUGCAUAAAGAUCCUAAAGAAGUAUUGGCAAACUCAGAUGCGGAUGGAAAUACGGCAUUGCAUUUUGCAAGUAGUAAUGGACAUAUGCUGGUAUUGAGAACAUUAUUGGCUGCAGGUGCGGACAGUGAGAGGAGAAAUGUUUGGAUGUGGACUCCGAUGGCUUACAGCGCGACUAUACAAGCAGAAGUUUAUUUCAAAAGGUUAGUAGGCGAGGUGGAGAAGAGAAAGGAGAUGAGGGUGGAGGUCAAGGUUAGCUCUUUUCCAGGUUUUGGAAGAGGGGAGAAGAAAGGAGCUGGAACGAAUGGGAAGGCGAAUGGAGACAUAUAUGGGAUCUGGCGCACAUGUCGAGACAUACUUGGUGAAGUCUUCAGUGCUCAAAUCCAGUACUCAGAUUUCGCCAACGCCAUUUCUGUUCCACAACAACUCUCUGCAUUCUGGAAUUGCUCAACCAUAUUGACUUGGUAUUCUAUCAUCAGAUCAGCAAUUUUCCCCGGAAAUGGAUGCGCUAACGAGUCAGGAGGUUCGGCAACUACGCAUACGUCAUCGGCAUUCUACUCAAGUGUUGUAGUGCGGGGUGUUGAUCUCUCCAACUCAAGUCGGUUCUACACAGCCGGUACACCCAACCGCCAAAAGGUUUCUAUCACACUCGAGGAGUUAGGAUUGAAGUACGAGACUACUCAUAUUGAUAUUUCGAAGAAUCAACAGAAAGAAGAUUGGUACUUGAAGAUCAAUCCAAAUGGACGAAUCCCUGCCAUAAUAGAUCGAUCUACCGGCUCGGAUGAUGUUCCAGUCAGUUCUGAUGGGAAGGAUAGCGAAAAGAGGGUAUUUGAAGGAGGUGCUAUUCUUUUGUAUUUGACGCAAAAGUAUGACAAGGAUUACAGAAUUUCUUAUCCUUUUGAUAGUGACCGAUACUGCGAAGUAGUCGAGUGGGUAAUGUGGAUGCAAAGUGGUAUUGGUCCCAUGCAAGGCCAAGCAAAUCACUUCUACCGCUAUGCUCCAGAGAAAAUUGAAUAUGCGAUAGAUCGCUACCAGACCGAAACAAAACGCCUCUACAGUAUCCUCGAGGCUCGUCUCAGCUCCCGAAAACGUCAAAAUCACACUGUAGCCAAUGCUACCGAUUCUACCGCUGGGCCAGAAAAGAGUACCAAUCAAUCCCCAGGUCCAUGGAUCGUCGGUGACAAAUUAACUAUUGCUGACCUGGCUUGCUUUUCAUGGGCUAAUGUUAGACCUAUACCCUUUUGUGGGCAGAAUGAAGCGGAAAUAGAUACCUCUCCAUACCCCGAGAUUGUAAAUUGGUUAAAGAGAAUAAACGGUCGUCCGGCUGUGACCAAGGGAUUGAACGUUCCAGAGGCGUUUCAAAUGAAGGAGAAAAUGAAAACUAAGAAAGGUGAGGAGGAGUAUGCAAAACAUCAUUCAAACUGGGUAAUGAAGGGACAGGAAAAUGACCAGGCGAAACACAAGUAA